This is a messenger RNA of Papaver somniferum (opium poppy), 1901 nucleotides long. Its product is annotated as CDP-diacylglycerol--serine O-phosphatidyltransferase 1-like. The transcript has 14 exons. Gene Ontology annotation, molecular function: L-serine-phosphatidylethanolamine phosphatidyltransferase activity. The record is from RefSeq and is a predicted model, not a curated record. NCBI's taxonomy places the organism in Eukaryota, Viridiplantae, Streptophyta, Magnoliopsida, Ranunculales, Papaveraceae. Gene Ontology annotation, biological process: phosphatidylserine biosynthetic process. Bases 456 to 1748 code for a protein of 430 amino acids.
CUCUUAAUAAUAAAAAAAAAAACGUUUACGUUUCUCUGUCUCUUCUCUCUGUUGGGCCUUUUACCCCACGACUUGUUCACUUCUUCCAUCUCUCCCUCCCUCUACUUAUAAUCCUUCUUCUUCUGAGAAAGAAGAAGACUCUUUUUUUUCAAGUGUCUCUCAGAUUUCUUCUUCUUCUUCUGGUUAUUUGAUUAUCAUUUUUCAUUAAUAUUACUUAUCAAUAUUCUUAUCAUUUUUUCUCUCUCUAAACAUCUAAUCUUAUUGAUAUAUAGAGUAUUGAUUGAUUAGUUCCAUGACCGAAGAAUCAAUCACAUCAACAAGAACGUCAUCUUCUUCUUCGAUCUUCUAUUGACAGUUAGGGUUUUGGUUUCCGCAUCACCAUCUCUUCUACGUAAAUUUAUGCAGCAUUAACUAGCUUAAUUCAGAGUUUUUAAGGACAAUUAAAACAUAGGCUUAUGGAGCCUAAUGGUCAUAGAAAGGCUAACAAAAGGGAUCCUGUUGUUCGCGAGGACAAAGAGGUGGUGAAUAUUUCAAGUAGUUGUGAUGAGCUUCAAUCACUUGAUCCAUGGACAGCAUGGGCGUACAAGCCUCAUACUGUCUCUUUCCUCUUUAUUGGCGCCUGCUUACUUAUCUGGGCAAGUGGAGUUCUUGAUCCGGAGAGUAGUUCAUCACCUGAUAUUGUUUCAUCAGUUAAGAGGGGUGUGUGGGCAAUGAUUGUUGUCUUCCUCACUUAUUGUUUACUUCAAGCACCUUCAACGGUGCUUAUUAGGCCGCAUCCUGCACUUUGGCGAUUAGUUCAUGGAAUGGCAGUUAUUUACCUUGUUGCGCUUACAUUUUUACUUUUCCAGAGACGUGAUGAUGCUAGGCAGUUCAUGAAAUUUCUUCAUCCCGAUCUUGGUGUUGAGCUUCCAGAAAGAUCUUAUGGUACAGAUUGCCGUAUUUAUGUGCCGGAGAAUACUAAUAACAGGUUUAAGAAUGUUUAUGACACAUUGUUUGAUGAAUUUGUUUUGGCUCAUAUAUUUGGAUGGUGGGGUAAAGCUAUUAUGAUCCGUAAUCAGCCUCUUUUGUGGGUCUUGUCCAUCGGGUUUGAGUUUCUGGAGCUCACGUUUCGGCACAUGUUACCUAAUUUUAAUGAGUGCUGGUGGGACAGUAUUAUUCUGGACAUUUUGAUCUGCAAUUGGUUCGGUAUCUGGGGUGGAAUGCGUACGGUCCGGUACUUUGAUGGGAGAACAUACGAGUGGGUUGGUAUAAGUCGCCAGCCAAAUAUUAUCGGUAAAGUAAAGCGAACAUUAGGUCAAUUCACACCAGCUCAAUGGGACAAAGAUGAAUGGCAUCCCUUGCUUGGCCCCUGGCGGUUCAUCCAAGUUCUUUGUCUCUGCAUCAUCUUCUUGACUGUGGAGCUAAAUACCUUUUUUCUUAAGUUUUGCCUCUGGAUUCCUCCUCGAAACCCUGUUAUUAGUUAUAGGUUGAUAUUGUGGUGGCUAAUCGCCAUUCCUACGAUCCGUGAGUACAAUUCGUAUUUACAAGACAGGAAAACAGUGAAAAAGGUCGGAGCAUUCUGCUGGCUUUCCAUCGCUAUUUGCAUAGUUGAACUCCUUAUAUGCAUCAAAUUUGGGGAUGGCUUGUUUCCCCACUCAAUGCCUCCAUGGCUGGUGAUUUUCUGGUCAGGUGCAGGGGUUACACUCACGAUAUUCAUUAUCUUGUGGUCAUGGCAACAUCAACGAACUUUAAUGAGAAAGAGGCUGUGAUUUUCCUUCAUAUUUGUAUUCUUGGUACAUUAAUUUUUUUAAUAACUUUUGUUUUGUUUUGAUGGAUAUCCAUCUAAGUUGUACAUAAACCAUCCAUCACCUUUCCCGAUCUGUAAAUCAGUGGCAGCCCCAGCUUAAGGAAAAGAUUUAGAG